Molecule: messenger RNA, 1587 nt
Organism: Paramecium tetraurelia
Lineage: Eukaryota; Ciliophora; Oligohymenophorea; Peniculida; Parameciidae
Exons: 6
Source: RefSeq, a predicted model, not a curated record
AUGAGUGAAAGUAUUGAUAUAAAUGAUAUAAUCACUCUGAAUAGAAACAUCUAUGGAACUUAAUAGUAGAACAAGGAAAGCAAGAUACUUCAAAAGCCUGCAGAUGAUUCUAGUCUCACUAUUGAUAACAUUUUAAAAGGAAAUCAAGCAUUUUAUGCUCCAGUCUCAGUUAAGGCAGAAUAAAUAAAUGAAAAGAUUGCAGAGGAAUCAGCAGAAGAAAAGACUGACUUCUUUCAAGAGGUGUAAUUAUUAAGUAAAAUCCCUGAAAUAACUUCUCUCAAUUCAAUCUACAAUUAUAAGACAAUUUUUAAGAAUGAUGGAAUCCCUUAUGAUGAGGUAAAAAAUUUAGAUAAAACAAGGAUCAAAAGAAAAGAAAGAGAAUAGAAAGGCAGCGAAACAUCUAUAGCAAAGGAAGCAGUUGUUGUUAAAAAGCAAUAUGUUAGACUUUAUAAAAAUUAAAUCUCAAAAUUAUGUUUUAUCACUCCAAAAAGUUUAUUAUUGACUAGCAAACAUUUGGUGAACAAUACAAAGUGGGAAAAACUCUUAAAUUUACAAGAUUUCGGAGGCUAAAGACCAUCUUUGUCAAUAGUUCAAGAAAAAACAACUGGCCGCUUUUAUAUCUACGAUAAUAAAUUAGGGAAGGUUCAUAUAUAUAGUUCAGAUAUGUUAAUAAAUGACAAUAAGGAUAAGCCACUUGUGUCGUUGAAUUUAAAUGAAGACAAGCCAAGACAAGAUCCACUUCUAUAUUUAAUAGAGUGUGAGCAUGAAUAUUAAUGGAAAAGUGUUUUGCUUGUUAUAGGAGGACAUCAACUUCAAAGGGGAGAAAAGAAGCCUCUGAAAACAAUAAAAGUGUUUGAGAUUAAGCGAAGAGAAGUCACUCUCACUCCUGUUCUAACUAUAACUAUGACUAAAUCAAGAAUGAAUCCAAUCGUAUUUGAUUUAAUUAAAGAUAAAGGAAUUAUUUGGCAAGACAAGGACAACAGAGAUAAAGAAAAGUUUGAUCCUUAGCAUAGAUCAGUUGAUUCUAAAUAUAUAUUUUUUAUGGGUGGCAAUCCUCUAUUGGAAUAUGAAAAAGAAAUAAGUUAAGAAUUAAUUGAAGCUAAUCAAACAUGUGAAUAUGUGAGUUUGAAAUUAGUAUUAGAACAUAUUGCUAGAGCAAAAUUAUUUUUUUAAACUGAUUAAGCUAAUUUGGGAUUGAAUUUUGGUAAAUUUUCCAUUGUUGAUACUCUUACAAUCAAAUAUUAAAACAUUGUAGCUACAUAAAAGGUUUAUAACCAUUUUUAUAAUGCUUCUGUCACCAAAAUGGUAGAUGAAGUCUUUCAAUAAAAGGCAUUAAUAGUAGUGGGAGGAAAUACUUGUUAGACUUUUCAAAUAUAAGCCAUAUCAUUUAAAUUAAAUGAAAUUACUUUGAUUGGUUAUAAUAAACAAAUAUCUAAUCCUUCUCUCAUUCAUUCAGCAAGUAAUUUAAGAUAUUUUGAAAAAAAGGUUUGGUAUUUUGAUGACACAAACAAAAAAGAUCCAAUGGUCCUGAUGAAUAUGGAUUUUAGAAGAGAUAUAAAAACAUCCUGUACUUGUUCAAUCAUGUGA